Molecule: messenger RNA, 2196 nt
Organism: Hylaeus volcanicus
Lineage: Eukaryota; Metazoa; Arthropoda; Insecta; Hymenoptera; Colletidae
Product: PCI domain-containing protein 2-like
Exons: 14
Coding region: 55-1386 (443 amino acids)
Biological process (GO): post-transcriptional tethering of RNA polymerase II gene DNA at nuclear periphery; transcription elongation by RNA polymerase II; poly(A)+ mRNA export from nucleus
Cellular component (GO): transcription export complex 2
Molecular function (GO): double-stranded DNA binding; RNA binding
Source: RefSeq, a predicted model, not a curated record
AAUAACUUUUCUUUUCAAAUAUUUAUACGUCUUCUUUAAAAAUAAUAUAGAUAUAUGGUUCGCUUGACACUAAAAUCUAUUGCGCUAACAUCAUGGUGCGAAUUACUACAACGAGGGUUGACAUUUCGUCAGGGAAAAAUCGUUUCCCAACUGGUUUCUACAAAUUACAUAUUACAAUUCAUUAACUACGAAGAUAUUGUAUCGACAAAAGUGGUUAUAUUUGAAGCUUAUUCAAGUACAAUUAAAGUGCACGACGUUCCCCUUAAACCAUUAUUAGUUUCACUUUUUAAACUUAUUAAAGAAAAGGUUCGUGAUAAACCUAAUUUAACCGUAAUUGUAACUCAUUCUAUAAGCGUUGUUAAUGCUUUUCUUGAUAUUUAUCGUUCUUCUGCAAUGGAGGGAUCGAGUAAUUGGCUAGUUCCAAGUCUUAUAUCAUUAUUAAAUAUGUUAGAUGCUGCUGGUGUUGAAGCGGAUGCUCAAUGUGAUUUAACAGGUGUUGAAGAGGAUGAUGUUGGAAAUUCUAUCUCCAAUGAAGAACGAUUCCAAUAUGGAGCUUUACGUCAGACUCAAAAUCAGCAAAAAGUUUUAAAUACUAUUCGACAGCAUAUUGGUAAAUUUCGUGGUGAUGAAUUCCGCCAAGCUGGUUAUAUUGUAUUAAUGAGUGAAUCGAUACAACUUUGCAUGAGACUAGGUAACAUUCAAAUGGCUUCUGCUUUUUUAAAAACUGUUGAGUCAAGUCAUCUUGACGUGUCUAAAAUUCCAAGAGCCCCUUUAGUAACAUUCAAAUACUUUCUUGGAAAAUUAUAUAUGCAGCAAGAAAAGUUUCAAAAGGCGGAUGAAGCCUUAACUUGGUCGUUUGCUAAUUGUAGUGAAAAUAAUAAAGAACUGAAAAAACAUAUUUUAGAAUGUUUAGCCGCCGUUCGGUUAAGAAAUGGAAAAAUACCUUCCAAUGCACUGUUAAAAAAAUAUAGUUUAAACCAUUAUGCGGAUGUCGUUCAAGCAAUAAAAACGGGAGAUAUUCGUUGUUUCGAGUCAACUCUGUCAUCGAAAACGGAUUUAUUUGUUGAGGAGGGCACAUUACUUUGCGUUGAGAAGCUAAAAUUUAUUGUUUAUCGAACUUUAUUUAAAAGAAUACUUGAAUGGGCUAAAAAAGAACUUUAUGAUGGGAAAAUUAUCAAUGUUGUACCACUUGGUGUGUUUACCGCAGGAUUUGGUUGGCAAAUUGAUGACAAGUUUGUUCCUUUUGAUAAUGAAGAAAUGGCUUGUAUUACUGCGAAUCUCAUUAAACUUCGUUAUGUCAAGGGGUACAUUGCGUGGGAGUAUGGUAAAAUUGUUUUAUCUAAACAAACUCCUUUGCCUCGACUUAAACAAGUACAAAUUUCUUAAGGAAUUCUUUAUAACGUUAUCACAAAAAUAUUAUACUGAGUAAAAUAUUUUGGGCUGUCUUCUAAUGCGAAAAGCAACAACGCAACCAUUCACCGCAACCCAUUGAACAUAAACAUCACGUGUUAUUGAUUAAAUUACUGUUUCUCCUUUCCUCCUAACGCCACGUUCAACCGAAGUUACAUCAUUUGGAAACAAAGGAAUUCUAAUACAAAAAACGCCAUUAAUUUGUGAAAAUCUUAUUCUUGUAGUUGUGCAUGAAUUUUUUUCCUUUUGAAAAGUGCGCAAGAUAAAAAAAAAACCCUUUUUUCCACUGUCUUUGUUAAACAUUUAAUUUUAUGUACCAAUUUUUUUUGUUGGCGAGGUAGAGGAAAAGAAAUCAAUUUUAUUGAACCAUUUUUUGGUAAGUAUCCGAAACAAAAAAUAAAAUCUCAAUAAGAUUUGUAUAAUUUUUUUUUAUUAGCUUUGAUUAAAAAAGCAACAAAAAAAAUAUUGAGACCGAACACAAAAGAAAACCUUCCUAGUAGAAAACAAACUGUCAUGCUUUUUAUUAACAUAACAUAUGAAAUUGACACAACUAAAAUAAACUGCACUUUAAAUUUUUGAAAUGAGACAUUCUACACUGCAAUAUACCAGUUUUUAUAAGCGGAAAACCUACGGUCGUUUAUAUGUUUCAAAGAACAGAUCUUAAAAUCACCUUGCAAGCCAAAUGUUGUAUGAAGACAUUAAGUUUCCAAGUGUCACUCUACUAUCUUAUACUACUAUAAUAAUACGUCAAAUCAAAGGUAGUGGCCCUCUUUACAAAUCCGCGUU